Messenger RNA from Hemibagrus wyckioides, 9074 nucleotides. It is a transcript of the gene arhgef28a, whose product is annotated as Rho guanine nucleotide exchange factor (GEF) 28a. Gene Ontology annotation, molecular function: guanyl-nucleotide exchange factor activity. The transcript is spliced from 28 exons. Bases 1492 to 5727 code for a protein of 1411 amino acids. Gene Ontology annotation, biological process: regulation of Rho protein signal transduction. The record is from RefSeq and is a predicted model, not a curated record. Lineage: Eukaryota; Metazoa; Chordata; Actinopteri; Siluriformes; Bagridae.
GUCAUGACUUCAGUGCUCAGCCAAAACUUCACUGGAGUCCCUGCUUUGCUCAGCACAACUUGCGCCACGAAGACAUCUUAAAAGAAAGUGAGGAUUAAAAUCCGGGGCAGGAGACUGGAGACCAUUUGUGCAGGAGUUGCAGAUCAAACAUCCAGCCACACAAACAUCCAGCCACACAAACAUCCAGCCACACACUCCGUACACAUCUCUCAGCAGAGUGAAAGGGAGAGAGGAUAAAAACACUCGCCACCUGAAGAGGACAAACAGGAGCUGAAGGCAAAGAUGUCAGCGUGAGCCCGAGUCGGACGUCUGGAGAAAGUUUAGCAGGAGAAUUUUUGCACGGGACUUCAACACACACACACACACACACACACACAAACUUCCACCCACUGUACACGUGUCUCGCUUCCUAUCAUGGAGCUCUGCUUUUCCUCAGGGGACAUUUUUUUGCUCAUUUUCAGACACUGAUCUCAUCUGUUGAUCUGGAUUGUGAUCAAGACACAUAAAGACCUUUAACCACUGGGGAUUCGCGUGCAUGCAGCACACACACACACACACACACACACACACACUUACAGGUUAACUGAUACAGAACACUCAUGCAUAUGCAUGGCAGAUCGUGCGGCUUUUCAGCGAGAGACAGGAAGUUCGCCACAUGCAGAGUAGACUAUCCAGACUCAAACACACACACAUGGCUGUAAUCUACUUUCAGCAUGUUGGACUCUGGGUCUGCCUGAGCUAUCAGUGUGUUGAUUUUGAACUAUCAGGAGGCCGAGGGCCUGGUUCACAGCAUCACGCAUGUAAAUGUUGAAAAUUGAGUUUUAUUCACUGCGUUAUCGCAGACUGCUGACGUUUAUCGCUGACGUGUGAUUUAUUGUAAAAUGUGUUCAUCUGUAGUUCACAGAGACAUUUAAAGACUGCAUGGACAAUGAAGGAUAUUUUUCAGCUCAGCUUCGAUGAUUUUUUAUUUGUUUAGUAGUAUUGAAACAUCAAAUGCUUCCAUUAUGGUAAAGACUGCAGAGAGCUUUGAGUAUACAUUUUAGAGAACAGUAUAGUGAAGUUUUGUGUAUGGUGUGUGCUGGAAUUUGAGUCUUCUUGCCCCCCUGCGUGUCCACAGACCCUCCUGGGGCUUCAUUAGCAUGGCCAGUUAAUGAUUUCUAAACCUUGGCUGACCUUGUGGAUUCUUCAAGACAUCUUGCUUUAAAAAAAAAAAAAAAAAACUCUUUUGCUCCACUCUAGCAGGCUAAGGGGAUUGGGAGUCUGACUUUCCCCUGCACCAAAGCCGUGGGAGUGCAGGGUGUCGAAAGAGUCCACCUUCUUCCACACACUGACAUUUAGUCAUCAGUGCUUUCACUGGAUUUCACCUCCAGUCUACAGAUUUGUGUGUGAAGAGUUUUCUUCCUCAGUGCUGUCAGAAUUUUUGGAGAGGAUUUAUUUAUUUAUUUAUUUAUUUUCUGAAUGGACAAAAAUUGAGCAGAAAAGAAAAGCAGCAUGGACUCGGAUUCAGAUUCUCCUUUUAACUACUCCUGGCCUUCCUUUCCUAAAAUGAGGCUUUUGAAACGGAGGACGAAACCAGAAAAGUUGAGCUCUCCUCCAGGUUCCAGCUCUCCAUUCCAGCUUCAGUCUACAGACAUCACUGCUGCCAGGAUCACAGCCAUGCUCAACCGCACAGGAAAGAAUGAUGAGCAGCACAGGAAGUACAACAUUUCCGCAGUGACGAGCGACAGCUCCAGCACAGACACACCACAUGCCAUCAAAGUGGACUGGACGAAAGAGCAGCGGCCGUUCUCUCGCGCUUUCUCCCCAUCCCUCUCUCCUUUCUCCCCUACUUCUUCAGCAGGAUUGGUGUUGGAUCGGUUUCUUCGCAACAGCUGCCACAACGAUCACGACAAUCGCAACGCAGGUUCACCUCCAGAAUCCUAUGAAAUCAGCCCAAACCUGGUGGCCUUGGAAAUGGACAGUGAAGAGGAGGAUGAUGACUUGCUCAUGAAGAAGCCUCUCCCUCAGAUCUCGGCUGAAAGCAAAGACAACGGAGACAAACAGGACAGCUUUAAUCCAUCCUCUGACCUCAGCUGCACUCGCUCUCACUCUGCUUCCUCUGACUGUAACCAUGCCUCCCAGAAGGAAUCUGCAGAUCAGGGAGUGCGUCUUCGCUCAUAUUCUUAUUCAUCACCCAAAAUUAGCCUGCUGACCCCCCGCUCCAGCCGAGACGCCCCACGUCCUCCUGCUGACGUCAGCCACGAUGGCGUCCUCACCAGCAACAGCAGUGGCAGCAGAUCUCUCCUUCAGGCUCUGUCUCUGUCUAAAUCUCUGUCUCUUCUCAAUCCUGUUAAGCAGCGUGCACUGAGCUUAACUGAACAGGCACAAGAGAAAAGGGAGUUAAGGUUCCGUAGACGCACUCAGUCAGCCGAUGACGAGUCCAGCGUCGAGCUGACUGAUUCUCUCCAACACCUCACGCUCUCCGAAUUCCUCAAAGAAAUCGAUGAAGAGGGAUGGGAUAAAUACAUUAUUCCUUCCAAGACUGAGCCUGAAAAAUACAAAGUCAGCCGCACCUUCAGUUUCAUUAAAAGCCGAAUGUACAGCACUCGCAGCAAGAAGGGAAAAGCCAAGGAGAAGGAAGUAAAAGACAAACAGAGCAACGGACACCAGUUUUCAGCAGGUCCUGUCCUGGGGACCUUGGUUUGUGAGGUGUGUGACAAACCUGUUACUGGGAAGGAAACUCUGCACUGCACCAAUUGUGCCGUUUGUGUCCAUAAAGGUUGUAAAGAUUCUGCAGCACAGUGCCUCAAGAAAGUGCAGGACAAAUACACAGUAUCUAUGAUGAAGGCCAGAGCAUCUACACUCCCUCAAAACUUUGUAUUGCGAGAUAGCAUCACUUCUCAGAUAUCCACAUCAUCCUCCCUCCCUGUGGUGACUCCACGAGACAGAAGAGAUGCCGCAACUCUGCCAUGCAAUCUGUCCAGGAGUGUUCCUCUAGUCCCCGAGUGGCUUGCAGAGAGCCCGGAGGGAGACAGUGACCCCUCCUCCUGGAGAUCUCAUGGCCAAUCAGAGGAGCUCCAGCAAAACCUGGAAUCUUCCACAUCCACAGACUCAUCCCUGGUUGAAGACACAGUGGAUGCUCCUCUCCAGACCAGCUUUGGGACAGACGCUCUGUAUUUGGAGGCGGAGUCGUGGAGUCUAGCGGUGGAGCCUCAGUUCUGCCAGAAGCAGGAAAAACGCACGGUCAAGAGACAGGAUGUCAUCUAUGAGCUAAUGCAUACUGAGCUACACCAUCUGCAAACGCUGACCAUCAUGGCGGAGGUGUUUAGGCGAGGAAUGCGGGAGGAGGUGGGCUUGGAUGCCGAGGCCAUUGCUCGGAUAUUCCCGUGCCUGGACGAGCUCUUCGUCCUGCACCGUGACUUCCUUUUUGCCAUGAUGGAGCGCCGGAAUAACUCCACACAGCCUGACAAUGAGAAGAACUACCUCAUUCACCAUGUGGGUGAUAUCCUCCUGCAACAGUUUUCUCAGGAGAAUGCUGAAAACAUGAAGCGGGUCUAUGGAGAGUUCUGCAGCCGCCACAAUGAAGCCGUCAGCUUCUUCAAGGAGCUCCAGCAGCAGAACAAAAGAUUCCAGCUCUUUAUCAAACAACAGAGCAGCAACUCACUGGUAAAAAGGCGAGAGAUCCCAGAAUGCAUUCUGUUAGUGACACAGCGCAUUACAAAGUAUCCAGUGCUUUUAGAAAGGAUUCUCCAGUACACAGAAGAGGGCACACAGGAACAUGCUGAUAUUUCCGCUGCUCUGUCUCUGGUGCGAGAGAUGAUUUCAGCAGUGGAUGUGCGAGUGAGCGAGCGGGAGCAGAGCCAGUGGCUGAGCGACGUUCUUGGCCGCAUGGAAAGCAAGAGCUUAGCCAGACUGAAGAGCGGUGCUGCCUUUCGCAAGCACGACAUGAUCAACGGGCGAACGCUGCUUCACCAUGGCCCUCUGCUUUGGAAGACAGCCACCGGCAGACUCAAAGAUGUGCUGGCCCUCCUGCUGACUGAUCUGCUGGUUUUUCUCCAGGAGAAGGACCAAAAAUACAUCUUCGCUACUGUUGACCAGAAAUGUCCAGUGAUCUCCCUGCAAAAGUUGAUCGUGAGAGAAGUGGCUAAUGAGGAAAGAGGCAUGUUCCUUAUCAGUGCCUCCUCUAGCGGCCCUGAGAUGUAUGAGGUGCAUGCAGCAUCCAAGGACGAGCGCAACACCUGGAUGAGGCUCAUCCGAGAAGCAGUGGUGAUUUGCCAUGAGAAGGAGGAGGACACUGCAAGUGAGUCAGAAGAAGAGCGCAGAGCAGCAGAAGCCAAGAACCAGAAAAUUCAGAAGCUACAAGAGUCUCUCUACAGUCAUGACCAGCUGAUCUGCUCCAGCCUGGAGGAGAAGCUUCACAUCUAUGCAGAGCUUGCAGCCAUGGUGGGCCACAGAGACAUCAGCCCAGAGCCAAAGCUGCUGGUGUGCCCCAACACAGAAGAACUCCCUAAUGCUGCUGUUCUGCUCAGUGCUGCACUUAAAGAGGCGGAGAGUUUAAAAGAAGCGCUGGCGUUUCACUGCGGCUCCGCCUCAUGUCCAGGUCCUCUGCCUGUGUCUGAGGAACAGAACAACACUGAUGCCACUCCUCAGCUCGAGGCACCUCCUCCUGCUCCGUCUCCUCCUCCAGUGCCGGCUGAAGAAGAAGCCCAUGCAGUGGAUGCUGUGAGCAGUGAGGAAGAGGAGUCGAGAGGAGAAGGCGGCCUUGAGCUCCAGCUUCGGAAUCAGAGCAGUGCAAAUGACAAUCACAAUAUGCAUCUUAAGGUGUGUCAGAGCGUCCAGAGUCUGACUCAGUUGCUUUACAGUUUGCAGGCCGUGGUCACCAUCCAGGACAGUCGCUACGAAGUGCGUCGUCUCCUUCUUCUCCUCCUCUCAAGUUCCACCCAGCAGCGGAUCUCCCAGGGUUCCCUGCAGGAGCAGGAACGGCAGCGGGAGGCAGAGCGGCAGCGUCAGGAGCUGGCUCGUGCAGCACGUGAUCGGCAGCGCUGGACCCGCGAGUGCCAGGCACAGCAGCAGCGUUAUGAAGAGCGGGAAAGCGAACUGGCACAGCGCGAGCAACAGUGCCAUGAGGAGGCCCAGAGGCUGCAACGUCAACGCGAGGAACUGGAAGAGCAGCAGCAGGAGUACCAGCAGAGUCUGGAGAGGCUGAGGGAGGGCCAGCGGAGUGUAGAGAGAGAAAGGGAAAAGCUGGAAAUGCAACAGAGGAUGAUGGAAAGAUGGAAACAUGAACGGCAACAAAAUACCAGCAUCAAGCUCGAGGGUCACCAAGGGUCAGGAGAUGAAACAAAGAGCUUCCAUCAUGGUCAUCACAGCGGCUUGGAUGAGGAUGGGUCCAUUUACGUAAACGAAGCAGCUUUUCUGGCUCCGUCCAUGAACAAUCGGCAUCUUCAUCACUACCAGCAUCAAUACCAGCAUAAUACUCACCUACAUGCAGGAUACGUGAAUUCCCCCAGUGCCCAGAACAGUCUGAAUUCUUUGCUGGCUUUAUCCAAUCAUACACACCCUACAAUCAACAUGCAGGAUGAGCUGUGGACCGAAGAUGUUGAUCCAGCAAUCCAUACUACCAGGACAGCAGGGGCUGUGGGGCCAGGGAUUUAUCAAGGUGAUGCCCUCUUAGUGCAGCAAGCAUUUGUUUCCAUGGAAACGGAGAACCAGGAUCCCGACGGAGAGGAGAAAAUCGUGUAUCUCUAAGUUCAAGUGUCUUUCCUAGCAGAGCUCACACAGAUGUAAACUCGAACAGAACCCUGGAACAGCAGCUGCAAAGCAGUACUCCGGUUUGGUUGGGAAAUUGCACUGAUGCCGUAGCCACAAAUAAUCAAUAGAUGGUGAAAGUUUAACAUCAAAAUUAUUUUGAUUCGUGUUUCUUCUUCGUCUUUCAGAUAACAUUGUUUUACAUUUGCACUUUUCCCCCAUGCGCUCAUGGAAGUAUUCGCACUUAGAUCCAGAUCAGUUUCAGGCUUGCUUUGUCUUUCUUACAUUUCUAAUGUAAAUAACAUUAACCAAACCACGUUCACUUGAUUAUGUUUAGCAACAUAGGAGUAAUAUUUCACCAGAGUCUUCUUAAAUCUGCUGUUUUCAUUCCAUCCCUGUUUUAAAACUCUGUUUAACUGAGUUCUGGGUUACUGUCCCAGACCUGCCAACCCUGCAGAGGAACAUCGCCAAUCAGGCAUAACAUUAUAACCACUGAGAGGUGACGUGAGUAACACUGAUUAUCUCCUCAUCAUGGCACCUUUUAGUGGCUGGGAUAUAUUAGGCAGCAAGUGAACAUUUUAUCCUCAAAUUUGAUGUGUUGGAAGCAGGAAAAAUGGGCACGUGUAAGCACAACUGGAUCAGAGCAUCUAAAACUGCAGCUUUUGUGAAGUGUUCCCAGUCUGCAGUGGUCAGUAUCUAUCAAAAGUAUCCUUAAAGUCCUGUAAGCUGUGAGGUGGGGCCCAUGGACUUACAGGACUUAAAGGAUCUGCUGCAGAUCUUGGUGCCAGAUACCACAACACACCAUCAGGGAUCUAGUGGAGUCCAUGCCUCUAUGGGUCAGGGCUGUUUUGGCAGCAUAAGGGGGACCAACACAAUAUUAGGCAUGUGGUCAUAAUGUUAUGCCUGAUCGGUGUACAUGUAUACAUAUAUACAUACAUAGAUUUGAUUUUCAUUCAAAACAUUCUCCAUUUAUCUUGACAGUAAGUGAAGGCACCACAAGCAGGUCAACUGAGACUAGAGAUCAUAGAUUGGUUAGAUGACAGGAAGAGGGUGGGGCUUCCACAGUGUCGAUUAGUAAUAUUGGAGAGUUUAAAACUGUCACAUGUUCGUUUACCUUUUUGGGUAAGGGGGAUGCUGUGUUUGCUCAUGUUUAAGUGCUGUCUUAAAGCACAGUAUAUAACAUUUAGUAAAUAAUUUGCUUGAAUGACUGAAUAACAAUCUAGUGUUUUAAAGGGUUAAAUCCUCAUAAUUCCCAGAUUUCUUGUGGCAUUUCUGAGGUGUGUGUUUGAGAGAGAGAGAGAGAGAGAGAGAGAGAGAGAUUUAAAGGUCUUCCCUAGGGUCAGUAUUGUGUCUUAUUGCCUGAAGCCCACAGAGACAGAAUUAGGUUACUCAAUUUCAACUUGCUUAUCACACACACACAUACACACAUACACACACCACAUUCUGCAUUAGCCGAGGCUUACUUACCAUAGCCAUCUAUUUCAAAGCUAGACACUUCAUUAACAUAAUACUUUUUGCAGUGGAUAUGAAAUGAAGCAUUUGUCCUGCUUUAUGAAAGCACUCCAGUCCUGUUUCUCAGACACCAUCUAAAUUAGAGAAUGAUUUAUAGGAACAUUCUGAUUGGAUGUAUUACCAUUUAAUUUGCUAAUACUUUGUGAUGGUUACACAAAUAGUGACACAUUUUAUAGUGUAAUUGCAAACUCAGCAUCCACACCCCUAUAGCUUACAUCCUGUAAUCCUGCAGCACAUCCUGUACCAAAACACUUACAGCAGGUUUGCGGGAGAAGAUCUAUGCCUAAUCCUAUGAGCUUCAAGUGCUGUGGGAGGAAAUGCAGGUUUAUGGGUAAUUAAGGAAUAACAAAUUCAACAUUCAUACAUAACUUCAUUGAGAUGGGAUUCAAAUGUUUUUUUUUAACCAAUAGUUUAAACGAAUGCACUGGAAACAGCACCUUGUUUUAUUGUUUGUAAAAAAGCAGAAAAAAAUCUUCAGUCCUUUGUGAGCUGACUCAAACUCUCUGACUGUGCAGUGCUCUUUAAUCCAAACGAAAUGAAAAUACUUACUUAGAGAUUCUGGGCUUUCUACAUGCCGUUGGUCAUCAGCCUUUAACUUUACAACCAUUUAACGAACUCAAGUGCGUUUAUUUGCCUGUAUGAAAAUUCUAAGUAAAACAACAUAUAACUAUUUAAGCUUUCUUCAUUGACUGAUGAAAGUCCAUGAAGUGUUUACUGAAUUUCAGUAAAAAUGUGUAAUAUCAGAUUCUAUAAAUUUGCCCAAACAAAUUCCAUUUACCUUUUUUUAUUCCAUUUUUUUUUUUUUUGCUUUUUUGCUUUAUUUGUAACUUUUAUUUAUUGUUAUUUUAUGCAUACUGAACUCUAUACUGUACAUAUGGACUGUUUUAUACAAUUGCUCUUUGUAAUUUAUCAUCUAAAUGAUCGUAGACUAGUUUUAGAAAAACAGUGACGUGUCUCAAAAAUCUUUGAAUAAAGAUGAAUAUGGCUGGGUUUGGUGGUUUGCCAGUUUGAUGCUAGAACUGAUAGUCAUGACUGCAUAUGUGUGAGGAAGUAUCCAGGAUUAACUGCAGAGUAUUCCGAGAAGAAAAAUGCAUUUCAGACUGGUUUGUAGGUGGUGAUGUGAAAAGAAAAUGCACAAAACAUAACAUUGUAUGUGUUUCCAAAGUUCUGAAAGUGUUCCACAGUCCUUUUAUCCCUUCCUCACUUUACUGUUGCCAUAGAAACAACUAGCAGCAGUAACCGAGAGGUCAUUAAUGUUAUGCACAAGGAUGUUAAACAAAAUGAUCAGCUGCUGGAAUUUGAAGAAAUGCUUUGGUUAUUGCACUCAGUUCACAUUGUAUCAGGUUUUCUUUGUGUUUGUGUAUGUUAGAUAUUUUAUGCACAUUUCUAGGUACAGUGCUUUGCUCAGCACUGCUUGUUAGCCACAUUUUUACUUCCUUCCUCAGUCAAACAAGACCACUUCUAGACCACUGCUGAACAGAUGUUAUUAGGGUGUGGUGCUGGCAUAGGGUGUAUUAAGUUAGUGGGUAAAAAAAGAUCUUUUUAUGUAGGUUUUUUUUGGUGUUCAGUGCAUUAGUGAGUGUUAAGCAGCGCACAUGAAUAUGGAGGAUUUAGGCACAGACAUGGAUCGCAGUUAGGUCACUUUCACGCACUACUGGCUAAACUACAUACAAUAUUUGCAUCUGCUUUAAAUUCCUGUCUUGUUUAGACGUGCUUUACUUCAGUUGGGGUUUGUGUGGGAUUUUAAGGCAAUGGGUCAAUGGGUAAUGAAUCGUAAUGAGUUUUAUUCACUCAUUUAUUGUUUUGAAGGAAUAAACAAUGUACUUAUACUUGAA